GCAGCCAUCCUUGUCUUGCGUUCUCGUCUCCGCCAUAUCCAACAAACACUGUCACCCCGUUUUCGCAUCCAUACUCCCCUUAUACCCAAUUCUUUCUCUCAGAUGCACCAUGGCUGGCGCGGCAAUCCAGCCUCCACUGACCAGUCCAGCUGUCGGGCGCCGCCGCGUGUCUGGCUUGACCAUCAACACUGACGUGCCUCCGUCCAGCUUUCCAGACUACGUGGAUCCGUUCGCUUCGUCGGACGAAACCGUGACAAAUUCACCCAUAGCCAUGACUGCCGCCCACCCACUCGUUGAGAAGGUCAAGGGGGAGGAGGCCGGCAGGCACCCUUCGCCUCAGCCAACACAUUUCAGUUACCCCCAAGGGCCCCAGCUGAACGGCAAUGGCCACCGAGUAUUGCGCUCGGCCACGGUUGGCUACGUAGCUCCCGAGUUUAAGGGCAAGAAGGAGCAGAUGGUACAAGUCAAGGAGCAUAUCACAAAAUCGGGAUGGAUCCCCGAGCCGCUCGUUGACUCGCAGGUCGGGUGGUUCUACAACGAGCUUGGCAUUGAUGACGUCUAUUUCCAAACAGAGAACCCGGAAGUCAUUGCCAAGCAUAUCACAUCUCUGUAUGCUGCUAAGAUUGCCGCGUUUUCGCGCGAGGACAGGCGUGAAGAGAUUCGUCUGGAUAUGGAGGCUUCAGACCACGCCAUCUACAUCGACACUAGCGAGCCAGGCAAGUCCAACACCAAGGGCCCGCAGUAUGAGCAUCGCCUCGAGUCCAAGUAUCUGGACGGCGGCGAUCCGUCAAAACGGUUCCGCGUCGAGACGUUCCGGUCCCCUACGAGCAUCGGGCACUCGGACUUCAAGGCGACCCUGCGAUGCUACUUUGUCUACCAAUGUCAGUUCGUUGAGCCGAACGCGGACCCUAAGGAGACCCGGCUCGAGGUCAUCAGCGACCGCAUGUUCCUCGCCAAGGCGACCAAGAACACCAAGCAAAUCUACCACGAGAUUAUCCAACAUUCCGUCAACAGGACCGGCCCGGUCAUUGAGGUGUUUGACAUUGAAGGUUCGCAGGAGAAGCGGCUAGUCGUUGCCUUCCGAGCGAGGACGGCGAGAGGGAUGUUCAGCGCGCUCAGCGAUCUCUAUCACUACUACGGCGUUACAAGUUCCCGAAAGUACGUCGAGCAAUUCUCCAACGGCAUCACGGUUAUGAGCAUCUACUUGCGGCCGGCCCCCAACCCCGAUAACAAGUAUCCACCAAUCGAGGAGUCGAUCCAUCAGAUCACCCAGGAGGUUUCGCUCCUGUACUGCAUGCCUCAGACAAAGCUCCAUAGCCUGUUCUCAUCGGGCGAGCUGAGCCUCCAAGAGACGGUCUACGCGCAUUGCGUGUGGGUCUUCGUCCAGCACUUCCUCAACCGCCUGGGCUCCGAGUACGCUUCGCUCGUGGCAACGCUCGAUCCCAACAACAACGGGCAUGCCGAGAUCCUGUCAAGGAUAAAGAAGCGUCUGCGCACGGAGACCUUUACUCCCGAUUACAUUCUCGAGAUCAUCCUGUCCCACCCCCAGCUCAUUCGCGCCCUCUAUGCCUCCUUCGCCAGCGUCCACAUGAGGCCCGGGCCCGGCUGUGCCCACCGCUCCAUCGCGCCCACCCCAACCACCGAGGUGCUCUCGGAUGCCAAGCUCAAGGACAAGAUCACUCGGGACGUCUCGAAUGAGCACGAGGAAAUGGUCAUGACCGCCUUCCGCGUGUUCAACAAUGCCGUCCUUAAAACCAACUACUUCACCCCGACAAAGGUGGCCUUGAGCUUCCGGCUCGAUCCCUCGUUCCUGCCACCGAUUGAGUACCCGAUGCCGCUUUAUGGUAUGUUCCUCGUCAUCACGGCCGAGUCUCGCGGCUUCCAUCUGCGCUUCAAGGACGUCGCUCGUGGUGGCAUCCGCAUCGUCAAGUCGCGCAGCAAGGAGGCCUACUCGAUCAACGCCCGCAAUCUGUUUGAUGAAAACUACGCUCUCGCCAGCACUCAGCAGCGCAAGAAUAAGGACAUUCCCGAAGGCGGGUCCAAGGGUGUCAUCUUGCUCGACCCCAAGCAGCAAGACAAGGCCCGGGAAGCGUUCGAGAAGUACAUCGACAGCAUCCUCGACCUGCUCCUCAAGGCCGAGACUCCGGGCAUCAAGAACCCCAUCGUCGACCUGUACGGCAAGGAGGAAAUCAUCUUCAUGGGACCGGACGAGAACACGGCCGACCUUGUCGACUGGGCGACGGAGCACGCCCGGAACCGGGGUGCGCCCUGGUGGAAGUCGUUCUUCACUGGCAAGUCACCAAAGCUUGGUGGCAUUCCUCACGAUACGUACGGUAUGACGACGCUGUCAGUGCGCGAGUAUGUCAAGGGCAUCUACCGCAAGCUCAACCUGGACCCGUCGAAGGUCAGGAAGAUGCAGACGGGUGGCCCGGACGGCGACCUGGGCAGCAACGAGAUUUUGCUCAGCAACGAAACGUAUACGGCCAUCGUCGACGGCUCCGGCGUCCUCGUAGACCCCAAUGGCAUCGACAAGGACGAGUUGCGCCGUCUUGCCAAGAAGCGCCAGAUGAUCUCGCACUUUGACUUGUCCAAGCUGUCCAAGGAUGGGUACCGGGUUCUGUGUGACGAUAUGAACGUCACCCUGCCCUCCGGGGAGGUUGUCAGCAACGGCACGGCAUUCAGGAACACGUUCCACCUCCGAAACGACGGCUUGGCCGACAUUUUUGUUCCGUGCGGCGGCCGGCCGGAGUCCAUUGACCUGGUCUCGGUGAACAAGUUGAUCAAGAAUGGCAAGGCGACGAUCCCGUACAUUGUCGAGGGUGCCAACCUCUUCAUCACUCAGGAUGCCAAGCUGCGCUUGGAGGAGGCCGGCUGCAUCGUGUACAAGGAUGCCAGCGCCAACAAGGGCGGCGUGACCAGCUCCUCGCUCGAGGUUCUGGCGUCGCUCAGCUUCGACGAUGCGGGCUUCGUCGAGAACAUGUGCCACGACGCGAACGGAAACGUGCCCGAGUUCUACAAGGCGUACGUGCGGGCGGUGCAGGAGAAGAUCCAGGAGAACGCCCGGCUGGAGUUCGAGGCCAUCUGGCGCGAGCACGAGCAGACGGGCGUGCCGCGCUCCGUGCUGUCGGACAAGCUGUCGUUGGCCAUCACGACGCUCGACCAGCAGCUGCAGCACUCCGACCUGUGGGAGAACGAGCAGGUACGCCACGCGGUGCUCGAGGACGCUCUGCCCAAUCUCCUCAUUGAGAAGAUCGGCCUCGACACCAUCAUCGAGCGCGUUCCCGAUUCGUACCUGAGGGCGAUCUUCGGCAGCUACCUCGCUAGCCGCUUCGUGUAUGAGUGCGGCAGCUCACCAAGCCAGUUUGCGUUUUAUGACUUCAUGUCGAAGAGGAUGGCCAAGUUUAACAAGGCUUAAUGUCCCUUAGUCCUUUUUCUUCCUUUUCCUAUCUUUUUUUCCCUAUGCUGUUUUUUCCUCUUUUAACUCCUCUGGCGAAU
Molecule: messenger RNA, 3495 nt
Organism: Thermothelomyces thermophilus ATCC 42464
Lineage: Eukaryota; Fungi; Ascomycota; Sordariomycetes; Sordariales; Chaetomiaceae
Exons: 3
Coding region: 110-3415 (1101 amino acids)
Cellular component (GO): mitochondrion
Molecular function (GO): L-glutamate dehydrogenase (NAD+) activity
Source: RefSeq, a predicted model, not a curated record